GUACAUGCACGAAACCGAAUGCUCAAAAUAGAUGGGGCCCAGAAUGUGACUGAACCCUCGUUACCUCCAACUAGUGCGCCCUGCACGCCCGGCGUAUCCUAUCCCUCUUCAACUUCAACACGUAUCCGCUCCUUGCGACAGCGCGCCAGGCCCCACCGGGCACUGGCCCCCGGCGCCUUCGCACGCAGCCGCGCCCCGUGGCUCGGCAGUAAGCCCUAGCUAGGGGCGAGCGCAGCAGGGCGCCAUGGCUGCAUCUGCCAUUGAGAAGCAGCCCACGGGCUGCAUCACGCUGCUGACGGCGGACGGGCAUGAGCUGCUGGUGGACAAGGAGAUGCUGUGCUCCAGCUCCAAGUUCUUUGCGGGCAUGCUCACCGCCUGCGACACCACGCGGCUGCACGUGGAGGAGUCACGCGACUGCAUGGAGCCCGUGCUGGCGGCGAUGCGCGGCAGCCCGCCCGCAGCCACGUACGACACACGCUCCACCGGCUGCUGGGCCGUGUACAAGAAGGUGUUGGUGGUGGCUGACAAGUACGACAUGAGUCUGGUGAAGGAGCGAGUGGAGAAGUGGCUGGUCAGCCGCUGCCUGCGCGGCCGCAUGCGCAGCCCUGGAUUCAAAUUCCAGGAGGUUGCUGAGGGGUUUGAGUGGCUAUCCAUUUGCCAGAAGUUCGACCUCAAGGACCUGGGGUGGUACUGCGCGUACGACCUGGGCACUCAGCUGGCGGGAGGCGCCUGGGGCCACCGGCCCGUGCACGAGUCCCUGGAGGGCGUGUCGUGCCCCGAGCUGCUUAAGACGGUGCUGGAGGCGGUGCAGGCGGCAGUGCUGGCGGGAGCGGCUGCCGGUGCGCCAGGCAACAGGGCACCCCUGGCGGCGGGCAACGGCCCGGGAGAUGCGGCCGAACCGGGACCAGCCCACGACGCAUAAAGCGCCGAAACCAUGUUAUGGUUGCGGUCCCUGUGGCUAUCCAAGCAAGCCAACUUGCGAGCAAUAAGGUUGUUGGAUAUUGCGUAGCUAGGGACCUUUCAGUGUUGAUAUUGCAUAUUCAGGACCUGCAUCGCCUUUGAGGUGCAACAAUUCAUCAGUGCCCGCAUCCCGAGCUGCCAGGCAUGGACAAGGUCGAUUGUGGAAGCACGCACGUUGACGCAGAAGCGCCGUCGUUAAGUUUGUUUCACACAUCAGAGGCUGAUUCAAGGCCGUGCACUGACUGUGGCAUGCAUCACUGUACGGUGCCGUAUGUGUGUGUAUCUAGGCGUGCGGCAGCGGCUUUGCGGCAGAAGCGGUAUGGUGGGGUAGCCCAUUCAUGCGAACGGUUUGUGUGAAACAUGGAAGUGCCGAUGUCCAGAGGCACAGCGAGAAAUGCACCUUACCGACCGGGCGGGGGGCACCGACGGUCUGGCCGGGCCGUCGGGGGUGAGGUCGGGGCAGGGCAGGCCGGGGCCGGGGCCGCCGUGGCGGGGGCGGGGCAGGGCCGGGAUCAAUGUAUGGCCAAAUAAAACGGCAGCUCAGACGUGGUACCUAGCACAGUCACAUGACGAGCUGUAACGCGCCCCUGGU
This is a messenger RNA of Chlamydomonas reinhardtii, 1552 nucleotides long. RefSeq lists its product as uncharacterized. The transcript is spliced from 5 exons. The record is from RefSeq and is a predicted model, not a curated record. The coding region runs from base 245 to 922 and encodes 225 amino acids. NCBI's taxonomy places the organism in Eukaryota, Viridiplantae, Chlorophyta, Chlorophyceae, Chlamydomonadales, Chlamydomonadaceae.